This is a messenger RNA of Coregonus sp. 'balchen', 15652 nucleotides long. The record is from the annotation of a GenBank genome assembly. NCBI's taxonomy places the organism in Eukaryota, Metazoa, Chordata, Actinopteri, Salmoniformes, Salmonidae.
AUGUCUGUCUCACCACUGGUUGCCAUAUUGAGUCAGGAGAGUGAGACCCCCACUCUGAGCCAACCUGUAACCGUGGCCUCAGCUAGGGAGUUGCUAGGUAACAAGAACCAGCUGUUGGUCCUAAGCCAUUGAGCCCCUCUUGGCUCUUUAUCUACAUUAGGAAAGAGAGCAGAUUCUAUAAAACCCCAUUCUGAGCUUGGCGACAGCACAGCGGCAUAGCCCUGACAUCACCGCGCCAUGGAAAAUCCUCCUCACUUCCUUUUGUUUUCUCAGUUUUAUCGUUCAACGGGCUGGUAACUAGAGGCCAGGGUAGAUGUAUUGAACGUAUCACACACAUACUUUAGCCAUUGGGGCUGUGUUUUGUCACCUUUCUCACACUUAUCCAUGAAAGAGAAUUAGAGAAAGGCAGAAUGAGAGUGGAUGGAUGAUGAAAGCCAGGGGGUGGUUUAGAUUGAAAGAGACAGCUAUUCCCAUAAUUAGGGAUGGGGGUUUGAAAGAAUUGUACUAUUCGAAUAGAAUCAUACAUUGUUGGCGGAUAUCAGGGUAUUCGAAAUACAUGUAUUUUUUGUAUAUUAGUUAUAACUUUUUUUUUUACUUACGUUUUUAACCUGAGCACUGCUGUUCUAGGGAGAGAGGCUGGCGCUCUAUUGAUGCAGCUGUGGAGGUGCCGGUGUAUGAUCAGAUGGGAGCGAGCAGACGGAUGGAGAGAGAGGCAACUCGGCUACAGACAAGACUAGCUAACUUGUAGCAGCCACAAUGUUAUUUAUCAUCCCAUAUAACAGUGUCUGUCUUGACUAGAGUAGCCAGUUAGCUAGCUAGCUAGGCUAUUUGAGGCCACAUGCUGCGCUUUCUACUCAAUUAUUCAGAUAAAACAACAGCCUACCUGUUGGUUGCUCAUUGUAGCCUACUCCUUCUCAUUUUGCUAACUUUUUAUUCCAUAAUUUAAUUCCAUCUUGCGUUGCAUUAGUGAACUAACUCUCCACUAGCUACACAUUGAGCCUCUUUGCCGAUUUGAUUGGCCAACAUAAACAACAAGCUACACAGGUAAAGGCUACCGGUUGGCUACCAGUCUUUUUAUGGGGCGCAUGUCAUAAAAACGCAAUUGAAAAGUUUGUUGUUUUAUAAAAUGUAUAAUUUGAAAUGUCAUGGUAUAUUCUUGUAUGCAACAAUGUCACAUGGAUAUUUUAAUUUAAUUUAGAAAAAGCCUUUAAUGUAUUUUUCUUGCAAAAAUGAAUACUCACACAGGUAUUCGAAUACUAACGUCCGGUCAGAUAUUUGAAUAAUCGUGCACAUUUCUACCCAUAAUCUGUUGCGGAAAACCUGAUCGGAGAACAGGGGGAGUGCAACACUCCCUUAAUUAGUCAAACUAUCUCACUGUUCUAUUAGCAAGUAUGCUAAACUGUUUGUUUCCAGAUAGGACAUUGUUACUGGAACUAUGCAGCAUGUAAACAACAACGUAUCGGGUAUGUGAGACAGUCUUUGGUGUCUCAAGGUGGUCCAUUUCUACCUCAAAGCUGGGUCUUCUGUCAGGAAACUUGUACUAACAGCUGACCGUUAGUCUUUUAAAGUAAAUGUGAAAUGAGACACACAGAAAUAUCACAGCAUAUCACUCAUUCUGUUAUUUGAAGGGUACUUAAAGAAGGGUACAAAGUGAGUUAGCUUACAAAUGACGGCAUACAAUAGUAUGGCCGCUACUAAUGAAAUACAACUCAAGUUCCAAGAGAAACGGAAGAGAAACGGAAGAGAAACUGAUGAGAAAAUUAAAAUGAGGGAUUGUUUCUCAAUUGUUUUGCUCUCUUUAGGAAAUUAUUCUCAUCUGUGACUCAUCCUCUGGCAGCGGAGAAUAAGAACUAUGAUCAGGCUUCCAAAUGGGAACUAGACACCCCAUCGUAUUCUCUGAGGGAAAAGCACAUUUCUAUGAAUGUUUUUUCUAUUUAUUUUGUCAGAAUCCAAAAAGGUUUUUAGUGGCAGAACAUCUGGGCUUUAUCUGUGGAUGGAUGCUCAUGUCUCUCUGCUCUCUGACAGCUUCGUUCAUACUGGCCUGGUGUCAAUCUCAAGCUCAUCUCGGGAGCAGUAUCACAACCACACUGCAUGGUGGUGACACACUUCCUUGUGAGUCUCAGAGCAACGUCAUCUAUUGGUUGUGUUAGUGUUCUUUGAUAAUAAUGCAGAGGAAAUAGAGUAAAAUUGUCUACAUUUGUUUCCACUUAAGCACAUAGACCAUAGGCCAAAUAGUAUCUCCUGUAUUUACGUAGCUCAGGGUGUAGUAAAUGAUUAUCUAUUAACUAUGAAGUGUAUCAACUUGGUGGCUUCAAAAGUUACAGUGGCAUCUUUAUCCACUAAAACAAAGGGCUCAUUUAAUAUUUUCUCCCUCAAAAUGAGCCUAAUAUCUUGUCUACUGUGUAGGCUCUCCACCCUGUUUUGACUAGUGUUUACCCCUGCACUGGUUUCCUAUGACACAGGUGUUGGGUGGGGCUCAGGCUAGUCUGCCAAAUUCCCAUGGUGCUAAACAGACCAGUGCAUUUAGCACAGAGGAGGGUGAGACACAUUGCCAGGCUGGAUUAUAAGUCUGUAAGUGCUGAUCCAGGACCAGCUGUGGUGGUGGGUUUGAUUGGACACACAACUGUAACUUCAUGUUUGGUUCCCGGAAUGCACAGGUUCCUGGCGGCGGAUAUCAGGACCCACAACUAGGAACUUCACAGUUUGCCCUGGGUACGGCCUUGCACCCGAUCCUUGGGAUGUUAGCUGGCACAAAUGUAGAUCUCCUGAGCUAGUUUUCAUUUCAGUGAUCCUCAAGGGAGAGAGUCAGACCCUAUUAGCUGUCUGUUCCUGGUAGCAAAUUGGUUGAGAAUCACUGCUUGGGUAGCUAACACAAGUCUUGGUGUCUCUGGCAAUGUUACUUAUCACAUGAGUGUGGUUCAUAGAACCACGUGGGUUGCAUAAGCACUGGUCCUGGACCAGCUGUGGUUAUGAGAUCCCAGAGGACAUAUCAGUUCUGUAAUGAUGUGGGAUCCCAUGGGGAACAGAGCUAGCCAACAAGAGCAGCUGGACUGGAUGAAUCCACUCCAACUGUGUGUGCGUGCCUGUGAGCAGUGUGUGUGUGUGUGUGUGCUGGUGAGUUUUUGCACAUGUGUGUGUGCGUAUCUGUUCAUCUUCACUCUAUUUUCAGAUUAUCCAGAACAUGUAUGCAUACAUUAGUAUUGCAUUAUGGCAUUAAGAACAUACUGGUACAGUAUGGAGCUGUAGCACAUUUGACGUGAUGUGACUUGCAUUUCAUAGAAGGUGGAGGCGUGACUUGCCUUUCAUAGAAGGUGGAGGCGUGACUUGCCUCAUGUUGUUUUCUCCCAGGCUGCUUUAAGAAGCUCUUCAGAAUUUUUGACCAGGUAUUAGGUCCUCAUUAGGCUCUCAUUAGUAGCUAAUUAACCAGCAAUUUAUCAUGUAUUUAGCACAGCUUCUUAUUCGGUCUUAUUAGGGUGCUGAAAGUCUAUUAGCCACAAGGUAAUAAUGAAUCAUAAGUAUAUUGACCCACUUCCUACAGUGUUGCCAGUUUUCCGCCAGCCUCUUAUCUGUGUGUGUGUGUGUGUGUGUGUGUGUGUGUGUGUGUGUGUGUGUGUGAGAGAGAGAGAGAGAGAGAGAGAGAGAGAGAGAGAGGGAAGUAGGGGGAAGAGAGAUACAGAGAGAGAGAGAAAAUAUCUUCUCAACCACUAGGCCUAUAGGACCUGCACACUGCAGCAAAUACACUACAUGGCCAAAGAUAUAUGGACACCCCUUCAAAUCAGUGGAUUUGGCUAUUUCAGCCACACCCGUUGCUGACAGGUGUAUACAAUCGAGCACACAGCUAUGCAAUCUCCAUAGACAAACAUUGGCAGUAGAAUGGCCCGUACUUAAGAGCUCAGUGAGACAGAGAGAGAGAGAGACCCUCUGCUCCCGGCUAAUAGGGUAUUUGAAAGAGGUUGUUUUUAUCUGUGCUAUGUUAAUGGGGGGUAUUAGGAGACUCUGGUGUGUGUCUGUGGAACAGUAUUUUACUUCAGAGCACCCUGCAUAGUCCCUGAACUGUGCAAUGUAUAGCUAUAUUGACCACUCUUCCAGGGAUAUUGAUGCUGUAGGUGCCCUAUUCACUCAAUUGUAAAGAGCAAUAUUGUCAUGGCAAUUUCCUUCCUCGGCGCUCCUUCAUGUACAAGGCUGUGAGAGUUGAUUUGACACAGUGAGAGGCACAGAGACACUAGCCCAUGAUCAAAUCUAUGCACUAGCCUUUCCCAACUCCUCCACACUCACAUGGCUUAGUGGUGACCUCAGUGGAUACUGGCUGUCUGUCACAGCUGUGACAUUAUACAGGAUGUCUAUAGGUGCUCUAUAGGGUGUACUGUAUGAAAAUAUGUUUCUCAUUCAGCGCUAUCCCUACCAUCACCUUAUGAUUUUAACCUCCCUGGUUCCUGCCACCAAGACAAAUUUCAUACAUUUAUUAGGCUGGAUUCAGUUUAGGAUGUUGUGGUUAGCUGGGUUUUGUUAUUGCUAAAAACUAAUGGAAAACCAAAGAGUGUUAUCGUAAAGCACAUUAUUUUGGUGUUACAUUCUGACACAUUUCUAUGUAUUCUCUUUUGUAUUCCUGAUGCUAUCUUGUGUUCUCAUUCAACGGGCACAGGGUACAGUUCUUGCGACAGAGUGCUGAGAGAAAAUCUCAGAUCUGCUCCCCAGCAGCACAGAUGCCACUAAAUAAAAUAUUUCAUAAUCCUGCCCAAAUCCUGUAAUCACCAUGACAACAGCAGUAGGGAGCGAGGGAGCGAUGGAGGAGUGGUGUGAACUUCCCCACUUUCCUUUUUUUUGUUCCAUUCUGUCCAGUCACUCUUCUCUUUUUCUCUCUGUCUCUUCUUGAAUUGUAUCUCGGGAGUUGGCUAGGUACUGUAGCUCACUGGUGUGUUACCGUUGAAGCUCCAGGGAUGAUUCAUUGGUGUUAUUAUGAGGUGUGUGGAGAAGGUCGAGAUAUUGUGGUCUAUAGUAUGAGACUGUAACAGAUACAGAAGACAAGUGUGUGUGUGUGAUUGCUUAGGUGUGUGUGCAUACAUACACACACACACACACACACACACAAACUGCCCCUGCAGGGUUGUGAUAUGGUGGGAGUGACCUCAUAAGGUGAAAGGCCUUGUUCCCUGGUGUCUGGAGUUACCGGGAGUCACAUCAUGAGACACAGAAGAGGUGUUGGUUAUUUCAGGAAGUGUUGAGUGUGUUAUUGAUCUGUCUUACCAGGUUAGAGGGAGAUGAUAGUGAAGAGCACUCAGUUCAGUUUGAGUUAGAGCAUUCAUUGUACCAAACUGUCAGUCUUCACAGUAAAUAUCUUGUGUAUGUGCAUGUGCAUGCGUGUGAAGAUUGCAUACGCACAUCCAAUGUCUUUGACAAGGUUCUGUCCUGUUAAAAAGAGACUCCACACACGGCAAUCUAUACUCCCAUGUGGUUUAUUGUUGACAAUGUUCUGACCCUUGAGGUUUUCAUUAGGUUUCCUGUGUCGUGUGUCUUACAGUACUCUACUGUAACUGCUGUGUGUGCUUUAGGGAGGCUUCAUAAUUAACACCUCUCUCCCUCUCUCUCUCGCUCUGUCUCUCGCUUUGUAGGUAUCCGGCCCCAGAUCAUGAAUGGGCCCAUGCACCCUCGCCCCCUAGUGGCCCUGUUGGAUGGACGUGACUGUACAGUCGAGAUGCCUAUCCUCAAAGACCUGGCCACUGUCGCCUUCUGUGACGCCCAGUCCACACAGGAGAUCCAUGAGAAGGUACAACACACACUUACCCACGUACGCCCACUCUUUCACGCGCUGGCACGCACACACACGCACACACACACACGCACACACACACACACACACAUACAGGCACACGUUACACACUACACACUGAGACUACAUGGGCUUCCACAAAAGAAUAAGCCUUAACAAUGUGCAUACCCUCAAUUCAAACUGUAGCUCUUUUCAUGCCCCCCCCCCCCUCCUCCUCCCCCUCUCCUCCUCCUUUUCCCCCUUAUUCACCCCUCCUCCUCUCACUCUUCUCUUUCUGUAACAUAAAACUGAUAUUGCAGUACAGUAUAUUGGCUCUCCCAGUGAUUUCAUUAUGAUUUCAUGUCAUUGGGUGUCAGUGUGCUCCUCCUCUCCUCUGGUUGUUAAAUAGAGAGGCUGGUUAUGAGAAAGGAAUGUCAUAGUAUACUGAGCUAGCUAUAUCUGCAAUAUACCAGUGCAAAAUAAAAUCUUCCCCUCUUCAUGUAAAGUACUAAAUGUGCAAAAAGGUUGUUAAAGCUGCAAUAUGUCACUUUUUGGGCGAUCAACCAAAUUCACAUGUGAGUUAUAAAUCAUUAUAAUUGAAAGCAAGUCUAAGAAGCAGUAGAUCUGUUCCAUGUGCUCUAUUUCUAUGCUUCCCGUUCUUAAGUUAAGUUUUUGCAUCUUUUGCUUUCAGUUUUGUUCACCAGCUUCAAACAGCUGAAAAUACAAAUUUGGUUAUAGAAAAUAUAUUGCACAGCGGUUUAGAUGGUACAAUGAUUCUCUACACAAUGACUGCUUGUUUUGUCACAAACUGACAUUAGGUGAACUAUUAGAGCGUAGCGAUUUCUGCAUAUUGCGUCUUUAACAAAGCAAAACAAUUUCCAUAUAUUGUGUAUGUUGACCUUACAGUUUAUCAGUGUUGAAAACCCUAAUAAUCAGUGAUAAUCAAAUUGCCUGUGUUCUUGUUAACACGGUUUGUUGACAUAUCUUUUGUCAGCAAAGGACAUUUUGAACCAUUAAAAAAUAUAUAUUUGGGUGUGAUGCACAGAGAGAGCGAGUGAGAUUGGAAAAUAGAAAGGGUUGGAUGGAUGGAGGGAAGGAAGGAGAAAGUGAGAGGAAAAAUAGGACCCGGGUUCUGUUGACCACUUUUGACACGCUUCUCUCUGGACCCUGGCCGCUCCCCUGCUCACACACACCAAGGCCUUUCUGUCCAAACAGCUAUUGUUUGCGCAUACAUUACACAGCGAGGCUGCCUGGCCUGGGUGUAGAGAUAUUGACAGAGCUCCCGCCUUUGUCUACGAGUCAGCAGAGACAGCAGAAGUUGCACUUCACACACACGAGAGGAGAAAUGGCCGACACUCACAUGCAAACAAACCACUAACGUUGGCUCAAACACACAGGCUCAAAUACAAACAAACUCAUACACACACACAUGCUGACUCACAUUUACACAUACACACACUUCACCUCUCAUACACACAAAUUCACACACUUUCAUCAUACAUACUGAAACACACACGCUGCUGCCUCUGCAUGCAUCGCCUGAGAAAGAUGAGCCAAGUUAGUUCCCUGACAGGAGCCUGAAUCUGUAUGUUACAAUGACUCACUCAUUUCAAAGCAAUGCUAGCGUGCUCUCAUCAUGUUUUGGUGCUGACUUAUCACUCUAUGCUGUGUUGUGUGGGCAAAAGGGUUAGCAUGCUAGCAUGUUAUCUUUCCCUCUGAUGUCAGAACAAUGUAAGAAGUUUAACCAUCUGUUUGUGGACUUGAUACCAUGAGUAAGUGAGUGAAUUGAUACAAAUGAGUCUUUAGCAUUAUAUCAGCUUUUAUCUGUACAAUAGAGUGGUGUACCGAUACCACUCCACCCCCACACAAACUCUCCUCGCAUAAUUUUGAAAAACUUUCCUGUUAACAUCUAUUGGGUUGAGUCCAUCCAAUUUUUUUACAUUUUAGUCAUUUAGCAGACGCUCUUAUCCAGAGCGACUUACAGUUAGUGAGUGCAUACAUUUUUCUUACUGGCCCACCGUUGGAAACGAACCCACAACCCUGGCGUUGCAAGUGCCAUGCUCUACCAACUGAGCUACAGGAGGCCUAGAUAACAUCUCCCUUUUGAAGACAAUGGUAUGGAAGGAACAUAGAACUGGAUCCUUGACAAAGAGCUUAGAGAAAAUGUAUGUGAAAUCAAAUAGAGAUUGUAAUGGAAGCAGGACGGAAAUAUCGUUGUGUCAUUUCAAGUCAGGAAUCAUAAUUCUUAAUCAAAGUAGUUAUUGCGACAAAUUAUAGAUUUUGUUCUUAAUUUGAGAAUAAAAAAUUCAAAAUAAAUGAUUUUAAAGGUUUUAAUUAAAUUAAGACAUACUACAGUGGGGAAAAAAAGUAUUUAGUCAGCCACCAAUUGUGCAUGUUCUCCCACUUAAAAAGAUGAGAGAGGCCUGUAAUUUUCAUCAUAGGUACACGUCAACUAUGACAGACAAAAUGAGGAAAGAAAAUCCAGAAAAUCACAUUGUAGGAUUUUUUAUGAAUUUAUUUGCAAAUUAUGGUGGAAAAUAAGUAUUUGGUCAAUAACAAAAGUUUCUCAAUACUUUGUUAUAUACCCUUUGUUGGCAAUGACACAGGUCAAACGUUUUCUGUAAGUCAUCACAAGGUUUUCACACACUGUUGCUGGUAUUUUGGCCCAUUCCUCCAUGCAGAUCUCCUCUAGAGCAGUGAUGUUUUGGGCUGUCGCUGGGCAACACGGACUUUCAACUCCCUCCAAAGAUUUUCUAUUGGGUUGAGAUCUGGAGACUGGCUAGGCCACUCCAGGACCUUGAAAUGCUUCUUACGAAGCCACUCCUUCGUUGCCCGGGCAAUGUGUUUGGGAUCAUUGUCAUGCUGAAAGACCCAGCCACGUUUCAUCUUCAAUGCCCUUGCUGAUGGAAGGAGGUUUUCACUCAAAAUCUCACGAUACAUGGCCCCAUUCAUUCUUUCCUUUACACGGAUCAGUCGUCCUGGUCCCUUUGCAGAAAAACAGCCCCAAAGCAUGAUGUUUCCACCCCCAUGCUUCACAGUAGGUAUGGUGUUCUUUGGAUGCAACUCAGCAUUCUUUGUCCUCCAAACACGACGAGUUGAGUUUUUAACAAAAAGUUCUAUUUUGGUUUCAUCUGACCAUAUGACAUUCUCCCUAUCCUCUUCUGGAUCAUCCAAAUGCACUCUAGCAAACUUCAGACGGGCAUGGACAUGUACUGGCUUAAGCAGGGGGACACGUCUGGCACUGCAGGAUUUGAGUCCCUGGCGGCGUAGUGUGUUACUGAUGGUAGGCUUUGUUACUUUGGUCCCAGCUCUCUGCAGGUCAUUCACUAGGUCCCCCCGUGUGGUUCUGGGAUUUUUGCUCACCGUUUUUGUGAUCAUUUUGACCCCACGGGGUGAGAUCUUGCGUGGAGCCCCAGAUCGAGGGAGAUUAUCAGUGGUCUUGUAUGUCUUCCAUUUCCUAAUAAUUGCUCCCACAGUUGAUUUCUUCAAACCAAGCUGCUUACCUAUUGCAGAUUCAGUCUUCCCAGCCUGGUGCAGGUCUACAAUUUUGUUUCUGGUGUCCUUUGACAGCUCUUUGGUCUUGGCCAUAGUGGAGUUUGGAGUGUGACUGUUUGAGGUUGUGGACAGGUCUUUUAUACUGAUAACAAGUUCAAACAGGUGCCAUUAAUACAGGUAACGAGUGGAGGACAGAGGAGCCUCUUAAAGAAGAAGUUACAGGUCUGUGAGAGCCAGAAAUCUUGCUUGUUUGUAGGUGACCAAAUACUUAUUUUCCACCAUAAUUUGCAAAUAAAUUCAUUAAAAAUCUUUCUGGAUUUUUUUUUCUCAAUUUGUCUGUCAUAGUUGACGUGUACCUAUGAUGAAAAUUACAGGCCUCUCUCAUCUUUGUAAGUGGGAGUACUUGCACAAUUGGUGGCUGACUAAAUACUUUUUACCCCCACUGUAUGUGCAACAUUAAAUAAGGUAGUGAACAAAUGGAAUACAUCUGUUUUUAUCUUCUUUUUUUUUUUUACAACCCUGCAUUGAAACCAAAUCCUUUAACCUGCAAAUAUGCUAUCUUCAUUCUAGGUAUUAUAAUAGCUACUAGGCUACUGCAUGUCUUUCUCACAGGAAACAUCAACAUACAGUAUAGCCACUUAGUAUUUCCUCAGAAUGCAUGUUAAGCAAGACUUUGCUUAUGGACGUAAGGAAACGUUAGCACCAUUGGUAAUAUUAUUAAAAACAUACAUUUAUAUUGUAAAAAAAAACAAAAAAACAUUGUACACCAAUCAGACCCAAGUAUGUGCAAAUGUUAACAGGAGGUUGUUUGACAAACCGUGGAGGGUCUAUCGGGGUAGUGCACAUAUACUGUGGGAGUGUUUAAAGAUCAGAAGCAGGUGGAUGCGUGUAUUCUUUCUUGUUCAAGUCAUAUCACAGUAUGCUUAAAUUUUUUCUACUACAUUUCCCUCUAUAUAGAGCUGGUUUUACUGAUCAUCAUGGUGAUUGAGUGGAUAGAAAUAGAAGGUGUGUAUACAAUCUAAAAUUGUUUUAUUUCCAGUAUUAGUCACACGUUACUUGGCUUGCAUAUAAGCUGCUUUACAUCCGGGCCAUGACGAGACCAACUGAAGUAGAGUGGAGGCCAUGAACCAGGAAGUCCUCAGACAACCCUUCACCUUUGACUCCCAGCCCCAGGUGUAGUUCCUGCUUGAACUCUGGUCCUAUAUGGUGUCUGAAUUCUAUUCCUACAUAAUUAUUUAUUAACCCAUUGAGAGAUCGAGUCCUCAGACAGUCAGACACAAUCUCUGGACUGCUGUGGAAACAACCCUAGAGACUAAGGCUGGAUUCCAUUCUGAAAUCCUGGUUCCUUCCCUCAGCCCUUGACCUCUCCCUCUCACAGUCAUCAUGGGACUGGAAAUAAAGAAUAAAGAAGAGAUAAAAUGACAAUAGCACUCCCUACCCUUCUGGUAGUCUAAGUGAACCCUUUGCUAUCUAAUUAUCUUUCAUCCCAGUCCCUUCAGAUCUACAAGGAGACAGUUGUCAAGAAAAGAGGCAAGGGAGAAUUCUUUGAGAAUGGAAUGAAUCCCUGCUCUGCAACACCUGCUGGACUGGCCUGGAACCUCUCGGAGCCUGUUUCAAAGAACCCUGCCCUGGGGGCUGUCCUAUCUGCCUGUCUCCUCCACUGGUGCCUCCCCUGUUGCCUCCUGGCCCUCAGGCUGUCUCUCCUUCUCUUCCAUACUCUGUUCCCCUUCCUGUGUACCCACCUUGCUCCCCUCCUGCGUGGGCUCAGGUUCAACUGACACCUGGGAGGUCUCUGGGCUCUCAGGGGCCCCGGAAACCACCUCGUCUGGGACAGGGGAAGGUGGGGUGGGUGUGGAGGGUUGUGGGACCCCCUCCCUGGAGCGAUCCUCAGCAUGGCCCACGGAGCAGGUCUCACUGUGGGAGUCAGAGCCCCCCGCACCCUCGCGCCAGUACAGCCUCUGUCCUGGCAGUCUCUUGGUUUCCACACCAAACUGCUUUUUUACAACUACUGUAUAUUUUAAUACUGGUCCACCAUCAUUAUAAAAAAUAAUCACUCGUUCAGUUUUUCCAUUUAGUCUGACACAUUGCUCAGCGAUUACCCCUCUUGCUUAAUGGCUCACACAGCAUUGGUCAUUACAACCCACAGGACGUGUUGUCUCCAGCCAAACUUGCCUCUGGCUAGCAGCACAGCCUAAGCAAUUAGAUGAAUGCAUGAGGAGAGCUUUAACCUUGAAUUACCAUCUAGUGCUGACUCGAGCUAGCUCUAAUAAAAAUGUUAUGGAAAGUCACAGCUAUGCUAAUCUGGCAGGCCAAGCUAAUGCAGUUAGCCAGAGGAGAAUUUAAAGCUAUUAUUUACCCAAAGCGCCUGACAGGGUGCACUUGCUAUGCUAUCUGGGGAUCUGGAUAACCAUCAAUACAGUUUAUGACCCUGCCUGUCUCCACCCUCACCUUGUUUCCAUAUACAGAUUCUGAUAAUGCAGGGCUUUUGAUUUGUUUAUUCAAAAUUUUUAAAGAUAAUGAUGAAAUGCCUUUAAUGAUGAUGAUGAUGAUGAAGGUGACUCUCCUUUUCUCUAUCAGGUGCUGAACGAGGCAGUAGGGGCCAUGAUGUACCACACCAUCACCUUGACCAGAGAAGACCUGGAGAAAUUCAAGGCUCUACGCAUCAUCAUCCGCAUCGGCAGCGGCUACGACAACAUCGACAUCAAGGCAGCCGGAGAGAUGGGUAAGAGAGAGAAACCGAGAGGAUAGAGGAGAGAGGUAUAAGAUCAAACUGUAUUGAUCCUCUAAGGGGACAUUUUAUUGCAUCGGCCAAUACGACCGACACAACAUAGAAACAGCAACAACAACCCACUGCAGCCAAGACUUUAUGGAAUGUAGCCAAACCAAACACUACUUGUAUACUUCAAUACAUACCAUGUAGUUGAAGCAUUAUCCCCUAAAUACACAGACAACAGCUGUGAAAGCAUUGAUAAGAAAUACUCCCCCACAGAUUUCAUUUUUGCCCCAGGCAUGUCACUUCAUAAUUAAAACAAAAAUCCUCAUUAAACAUAGUAGCCUGGUGUGAAACGUGUCUUUAAUCUUACCUUUUUUUAACUGUUAUUAUUAUUAUUAUUAUGAAAAGCUUCAAUUUGAAUGAAUGUCACUCGUUGCCUUUCCAAGUGGGUACAUGUUUCUACAUGUUUCUUGGAUACUUAGUUGUUCCUUCCAUAACCAGCACAUUGCUGUGCACAGGGCUUCUACUUAUUUUUGGUGUUCUACUUCCCUCAUCCUGUCUUCCCUCUCUCUUUGCCAGGCAUCGCGGUGUGUAACAUCCCAUCGGCAGCGGUGGAGGAGACAGCCGACUCCACUCUGUGCCAUAUUCUCAACCUGUACCGGCGGAACACCUGGCUGUACCAGGCUCUCCGGGAGGGUACACGGGUCCAGAGUGUGGAGCAGAUCAGAGAGGUGGCGUCCGGAGCCGCCAGGAUCCGAGGAGAAACGCUGGGCCUCAUCGGCUUUGGUGAGUCACAGGAGAUGUCUGUCUUUGGCAGUAACGCACUCAGUUGUGAUAGUCCUUGGUUCACACACACACCACACAGCCAUAACAUUCUGAUCCGCUUCUGACACUGUAUUUGUGUGUAUGUCUAAAGGUCGUUCAGGGCAGGCGGUGGCGGUGCGGGCCAAGGUGUUUGGCUUCAACGUGAUCUUCUACGACCCGUACCUGCAGGACGGUCUGGAGCGUUCGCUAGGUGUUCAGCGUGUCUACACCCUGCAGGACUUGCUCUACCAGAGUGACUGUGUCUCCCUGCACUGCAACCUGAACGAACACAACCACCACCUCAUCAACGACUUCACCAUCAAACAGGUACACACACUCACAUGCAUGCAUGCAUGCAAACAUACACACACACACAAUCAUAAAAUAGGCCAUCAUUUACCAUGCACAUUACAGUACUGUGUACCCAGCCUCGUGGCCUAGUUGGUGAUCAGCACUGCCACCUACAGUCAGCUUUUCAUACUGCAUGCUGCUAUAGAAGUCUAACAUCAAUUUCCUCUUUGAAAUGUGAGGGGCGGUCUCAUCAAGGAAGAACCUGGUUAAUGUGCUAAUUAAUGAAUUUCAGCUUUUGUCAAGAUGAAGGGAUCACUUUUAUCCACGCUCAAUGAAUCUCUGUCUCUAUCUUUUGGUACACAGAAGUUUUAUUCCAUUUGCUUUUUGGGAUUUGAAUCUAAGCUGUUGUUACGAGGAGCAUACUGCAGGGCACCUUGGGGCUUUAUGGUUGAAAGCACCACUACAGGCACAUACUGUACAAGUGGGCUCCCACAUGUGUAUUCUCCAGGAGAGGGAAUGUCACUUAAUCUCAUUGCAGAUAUCUACUUUUGUUUAAGAUGCGUCAGGGUGCGUUCCUGGUUAACUCUGCGCGGGGAGGUCUGGUGGAUGAGAAGGCCUUGGCUCAGGCCCUGAAAGAGGGCAGGAUACGGGGGGCCGCCCUGGACGUCCAUGAGUCAGAACCCUUCAGGUGAGUGUGUGUUUAUCUGUGUGAAUAGAUAAGUUAAUCAACUCGAUUAUCCAGUUCACCUUAGCCAAUCUCUUUCUCUGGUGUGUGUAGUUUUACCCAGGGUCCUCUGAAGGAUGCUCCUAACUUGAUCUGUACUCCUCACACGGCCUGGUACAGUGAACAGGCCUCGCUGGAGAUGAGAGAGGCAGCCGCCACAGAGAUACGCAGAGCCGUCACUGGUACACACACACACACACACACACACACACACUUAUCACACUUAGAAACUCAUUUGGAGCUGAUUCUUUACUGGAAUGUUUUGGUUUUUCCGAUGCAGGCCGUAUCCCAGACAGUUUACGAAACUGUGUCAACAAGGAGUUCUUUGUUACCACAGCUCCCUGGACAGUGGAACAGCAGCAAAUGCAGCAGCAAAUGCACCCCGAACUCAACGGUGCCGCAUACAGGUAUCAAUCACAACCAAACAGACCAUUAUGUAGGGAACCCCUAUUUUUGGUCAGGUCCACCUCCUCUUGCGUAUAUAUUCCACAUAAGCAGGACUUACAUUUUUUUAUAAAAAGGGGGAUACAAUUAUUUAUUGGUACAGCAGGAGUCAUUUCCGAGCUCAGAAUUGUUUUGUUUUGUUCCCUGUAUUCAAUAUGAUAACUUAUUGUCUUUUCUAUUUAACAUUGGUGGUAUUUUAGUUUCCGUAGUGGCAUAUAGUGGAAAUGAAGCGCUAUGGGGGAAACAUUGAUUAGUUACUAACUACCAUCCCUUGCUAUUAUUUGUCAGGAAGUCACAGUAUUGACCUCUGUCUCUCACCCUAUACCUACUGUCUCAACUGGACUGAACUACUUCUCUUACACAGCCGAGUCAACCAAACCAUGGUACAGGCCAUAGGAACGGGGGGAAUGCAAGACAAAUUAUAUACCUAAUAGAGAACCAGGUAAAUACUACCAAUGCUGACCCACAAUGAUGGGCUCAGGCCCACCUGUGCUGAUCAAAGCAGGAACUGCUGUUGGUUUUCAUGAUACUGAAAAGUAUAGUCUGUGUCUGCUUUAUUUCCCACCCAAUAUACCCGCUCUGCCCAACCUCUCAUUGCACCCCCCCAUUUCCUACCCCAAAACCAACAAAUGUGGCCAAACCUAGCCACUUGUACCAUGACAAAUAAUUAAAAAAAUCUAUUACAAGGUAGCACAUAAUGGCAACCAUUUGAUUGUAGGUACAGUCAGCGUUGUAUUCCAUAUUCCUGCACAGGAAGUAUGAGGUCUACUUGGGUAUAUUUGUGACAUUUGUAUCAUUUUCCCUCUAAACCCCCCUUUUUCUCACACAGUUCAGUGUCUGUCCCCUGAAAUAUUCUGUCAGGAAUCUUUCCUUGACCUACCAUCCCUAGUCCUACACCAUUCCCUUAUGCCAAAUAGAACUAUAUUUUGUUAUCUGAGUGAUUUAGUAAAUCAAGAUAUAUUUCUCUGAUACGUUUAUCAGUUUCCCAAGAACAACAGAUGAGGUCUUGUGGUCGUUUUGAAUCCAGAAUUGACAUGUAAGAGUUGAAUCAGUUUUCAGAUUUCAUGAUGACUGUUUUGCACCACACUAUUUCUCCAAUGUGUGACUUCACUUUCUCACCACUGAAUUUGAUCCUUUGCCUCAUUUCUAAACUGAGGCAACACAUGUUUUUAAAUGUAGCUUAUCAGGUUGUUGUAACCUGAGGUAUUGUUAUGGUACCAUGUGACCUCACCAAUGUCUCCCUGGCACAGGUACCCCCCUGGUGUGGUUGGUGUGGCCUCUGGUGGGAUCCAUGGGCCAAUGGAGGGGAUGGUGCCUGGGGGGGGUGCCCAUCGCCCACACCCUUCCCUCCGGUACCCACCCCACCCAGGCCCCGUCCCCCAACCAACCCUCCAAACACGGGGAGCCCAUGAGAGAGCACAUGACCGAGCCAUAA